This is a messenger RNA of Leptomonas pyrrhocoris, 1072 nucleotides long. RefSeq lists its product as hypothetical. Bases 194 to 1072 code for a protein of 292 amino acids. Lineage: Eukaryota; Euglenozoa; Kinetoplastea; Trypanosomatida; Trypanosomatidae. The transcript has a single exon. The record is from RefSeq and is a predicted model, not a curated record.
GGCACAAUCACCACUGAAAUAGCUGAACUAAAAACCAAAGCAGCAGAAGCGGUCUCCGCAUCCACAGUGUGUUGGCUCGUUAGCUUUUAUUUGUCCUUCUUGUUGUAGCAUUCAGUAAGUGAGGUUUGCGUGUCGCGCUUUGUGCACCUCAUCGACGGAGUUCCACCUCCUCUGCCACCGCGCCUGAACCGCAAUGUCGUGGCAGGACGACUGCCUGGUGCGACUCAGCGCUGCGGCCCAGGACACGCAGCUGACUCUACAGCAUCUUCGCUGCGUGAGUGCGCUUCUGCAGUCCGUCAUCGACGGACUGUCGAGCGUCACGGCGGUUUCGCUGUGCUUUCCUCCAACCGACCCAUCACCAGUGUCAUCUAAUGAGCAGAAAGGUCUUCUGGGGAUUCCGACAGAUAGCACAGUGUGCGCACACAACAUCGAACUCGUUUCAUCUCAUGCAGUCGGCACCGCCUGCAUUCCGGCCGAUCCGUUCUGGCGUGUCUGGCGUGCGAGCAGCGCCGUAGAUGCACUCUUUCACCGCAGCGGGAUGUCGACGUCAAUCAGAACCUUCGAAAGCACCGUCACGGCGAGGCUUGUCCACUCCCACAUCCCACGACUCCUCGAAAUGCAGGCGAGGGUGCAGCGAGUCGGCGGCGUUGUAGAGCGAGAAGGACGACGCGUGCUGACAGAGCACAAAGUCGGUGCAACGCGUAGCCAAUGGACAUCAGAUGCGGUGGCCGUGCUUGCUCAAGCAACGGGUGCCGCACUGAGGCAGGUGGAUGAUGACGAAGCGAAAGCCAAGAGAGCUCCUACGAUCGAUCAGCCCGACACACACUGUGCAGCCUCUACACUCUGGGCAAAUCUGGAGGCUGACUUUGCAGCGGUGGCCGCACCGAGGCUUGUUGAAUCCAACGCGUUCUCCAACAGUGAGAAGGGAGCGAUACGCGAAGGCCGUCUUCGACAACAACAGCAACGCGUCCUGCAACUAUUUCGCGAGAUCGUGACAACCGUCGGUGCCGAUGCUUUGCCCGUGUGCUCCUCAACCAACUCAUCAUCUGUCAAGCCAGAGAGCACAGCGUGA